Messenger RNA from Labeo rohita (rohu), 2168 nucleotides. It is a transcript of the gene sgk2a, whose product is annotated as serum/glucocorticoid regulated kinase 2a. The transcript is spliced from 13 exons. NCBI's taxonomy places the organism in Eukaryota, Metazoa, Chordata, Actinopteri, Cypriniformes, Cyprinidae. Bases 414 to 1499 code for a protein of 361 amino acids. Gene Ontology annotation, biological process: protein phosphorylation. Gene Ontology annotation, molecular function: ATP binding; protein serine/threonine kinase activity. The record is from RefSeq and is a predicted model, not a curated record.
CACACAAACACACGCUCUCAUAUCUCUCAUGCACACAUGGGUUGAUCAUUCACCCGGGCCUUCAGCCAAAGCAGCUGCGUAACAAGACGUUUCUGAGACGCGCAGAAAAUGAUGCACUUUAACAACACUUUACCAGCAAAACUUCAUCAACUAUAUAUUUAACCCUGACUCCAAACUGACAGUGUUUUGCAGGAAAAUUUCAAAGCUGUAUUUACCGUGUAAACUUGUUCGUGCUGAGUUACCAAACGUCCUUCAUGGGUCUGUUGUGUCACAAAAACCAGAAGAUCCAGUUUCUGAGCGGCACAUCUACAGACAGACCAGCAUAAGAGCUCAGUGCUGGCGGACACUUCGAAUCUUCACAUCUGACUUACAUUCAGGACACGAGCUGCUGUGAAAAACAAGGCAAAUACACAAUGGCUCAUUUCAAUCCAUCAUUACCGUCUCCAUCAGACGAGGUCAAUCUGGGUGUGUCUGUCAAUCCUCAUGCCAAACCCACUGACUUUGACUUUCUGGCUGUGAUUGGUAAAGGAACAUUUGGGAAGGUGCUUUUAGCAAAACUGAAAGCGGACGGAAAAUUCUACGCGGUGAAAGUUUUGCAAAAGAAGGUUAUAUUGAAGAAAAAAGAGCAAAAGAAUAUAAUGGCAGAGAGGAACGUGCUACUCAAGAGUCUGAAACACCCCUUUCUGGUCGGCCUGCACUACUCCUUUCAGACCCCUGAGAAGCUGUAUUUUGUCCUGGAUUACGUCAACGGUGGAGAGUUAUUUUAUCACCUGCAGAGGGAGCGGUGUUUCUCAGAGGUUCGAGCUCGCUUCUACGCGGCUGAGGUGGCCAGUGCCAUCGGCUACCUUCACUCUCUCAAUAUAGUUUACAGAGAUCUCAAGCCAGAAAACAUCCUGUUAGACCACCAGGGGCAUGUGGUGUUAACAGAUUUUGGCUUGUGUAAAGAAGGCAUAGAACCAGAAGGAACCACCACAACCUUCUGCGGCACUCCAGAGUAUCUGGCACCUGAGAUCCUACGAAAGGAGCCGUAUGACCGCACUGUGGACUGGUGGUGUCUUGGAGCUGUGCUCUAUGAGAUGCUUUACAGCUUACCGCCGUUCUACAGCCGCGACGUGUCUGAGAUGUACGACGCCAUCUUGCAUAAACCACUGCACCUGCCGCCUGGAAAGUCGGAGGCCUCGUGUCUCCUGCUCUACGGGCUCCUGCAGAAAGAUCAGCAUCGCCGAUUAGGAGCCAUUGCUGAUUUUUUGGAGAUUAAAAAUCAUGCGUUCUUUGCCCCCAUAAACUGGGACGACCUCUACCACAAGAGAAUCACUCCUCCAUAUAACCCAAAUGUGAGAGGCCCUGCAGACCUUCAGCACAUUGACCCAGAGUUCACCAGAGAGAUGGUGCCCAACUCUGUGGGCCGCACUCCAGAUCUCACCCCCAGCCUCGCCACCAGCAGCUCCAACGCCUUCAACGGCUUCUCAUACAUCUCUGGAGAAGACGGAUUCCUCUGAGGCCUGCUGACCGACGAAGGCUUCUCUCACCUUCAGGUCACUGAUCACAAGGUGUUUCAGGGCACUGGAAAAACACUGGACUGUAAUGAGGGUAAAAAACUGUGAAACAGGAAACGCAACUGUGAGAUGACGAGUUUGUGCUUAUUUUGCAUUCAUAAAAACGUAAGAUAUUUCAACAGUUUGCACAUAUUUUCGUUGUGUAAGACUUUGCAGGAGACGGAGUUGUUGAUUGCACCACUGGAGAAGCAGCUAUUGUUGCAAAAUCUGUAAAAGUCUAGAUUUCUGAUUUUGCUGGUCUCUUGGGGAUCGGGGAUCUGCGUGCCUUGCUCUUGGCAACAUCCUCAUCUAAUGUUCUAUAUCUAAUUACUGAAAAGCAUGAAAAAAUGACACCUUUGCUUUGUAACAUUUUGUAACGUCCUGUAAUGCAAUGCUCUUCUGUCAUUAAAAAGAUGUCACAAUCAAAUCUAUACUAUGUAUGAUCCAUAAAUGUGAAGAUCAUUUGACUGUGCUUUAUGAAAUCAUGUAUUAAUGUUAAAAAAGUCUUCAGAAAUGUGUACUGCCACUCAUAUAUAUACAGUAUGUUUUUUUCUCUCUGAUUGUGGCCAUACAGCUCAUAAUGUUACGUUUUUGUUUAAGGUUUAGUAAAAUCUUUGCUAAAGUUUCCAUUAA